Messenger RNA from Aureobasidium uvarum, 1237 nucleotides. The record is from the annotation of a GenBank genome assembly. NCBI's taxonomy places the organism in Eukaryota, Fungi, Ascomycota, Dothideomycetes, Dothideales, Saccotheciaceae.
UCACACGAUGGCAGCGGCAACACAACAAGCUACUCCAGCUGUCAAAGAGACAUUCCACUUUAUCAACAAGCCAGAAGGUACAGGCUCAAUCCUCUGCUUCACGCGCAGCUAUCUGACGCAACACANNGAUGCCAUCAAUGAAGCAUUGGCAGGCCUAACCCACAUCCAUCCAAAUCUCUCCUACAAUCCGCCUUACAAAAUCUUAUAUCGCUCCGACCUAGGCACCUUCCGCAACAACCAUGUAACAACCAUCGGCUUCAGCGGAGGUGGCCACGAACCGAUGUUUGGUGGCUUCGUUGGUCCAAAUUACCUUUCCGCAUACGUGAGCGGCAACAUCUUCGCCUCGCCGACCGCUGCUCAGAUCUACGAGGCCAUUAGGAUGUGUCAGCCGACCGAAGGUUCCGAGAGUAAAGGCACAUUAGUCGUGUGUGGCAACUAUACUGGCGACAUUCUCAAUGCUGGGUUGGCAAUCACAAGAGCACAGGCAAGUGGAUACAAGGUCAGGUUUGUCCCUGUGGGCGACGAUGUUGCAGUGGGUAGAAAGAAGGGCGGUAAAGUCGGUCGAAGAGGAUUGAGCGGUCAUCUCAUGGCUUUGAAGAGUGCUUGUGCGCUUGCCGCCAGAGGAGAGAGUCUGGAACGCGUGACACAAGUCAUGGAGUAUGUCGCUGCGAACGUCGGCACCGUCGGAGUCGCCUUUGAUCGUACCGACAAUGGCACUGACAGAGACCAGCNNGUUGCAUUGCCGAAUGCUACAUUGACCGACUUGCAAACUCUACCACCUGCAACUAUCGAACUUGGUAUGGGCGCACACGGCGAGCCUGGCCUACGACAACUCAACCCUGUCCCUUCACCAGAGUCUCUCACAACUCAGAUGCUCGACCUGCUCCUCGACAUCUCCGACUCAGAUCGAGCAUUCAUCCCCUUCUCCUCGUCCUCAUUUACCGAAGCCUCAUCCACAGGUUCCAAGAAAGACAACGAAGUGGUGAUCCUACUCAACUCUCUGGGCAGCACGAGUGACGAAGUGCUUGCUCGUUUUGCCGAGAUAGCAAUUUCAGACUUGACGAAACGUGGAUUCGUGGUUAGAAGGAUUACGCUGGGUCCUUUGGUAACAAGUCUGAAGAUGAGUGGGUUUGGUAUCACGGUCUGGCGAUUGCCACCCGCCAGUGGAGAAACGAUGACUAGGGAUGAAGCCUUGGCGCUUUGGGAUACGAAGGUUGAUGUUGCUGCCUGGAGACAA